UGAAGAAAUGGCAACCGAGAGAAGGAGACUGAUGCUGGAGCUGGAGCUGAUUGAUAUUGAACAACAGCUCUUAUUGUACAUGUUACGACGACGACGAAGAGAGAGGCGCCUGCGUCGGUGGUCAGUCCGCCCGUCGAACAGCUCGAGGCAGACUACCGGCGAAUAUGUUGCUGUUGUCCGGCCGCUGCGUGACAUCGAUUCAGAGACUCACCUCAGGUACUUCCACAUGUCGGCGAGCAGAUUCGAUGACCUCCUUCGACGUGUGCAGCCUCUGCUUCAGCACCAGGGCACACACAGCAUGCCCGUUGAUGCUGCACAAAGACUGGCCGUGACCCUCAGGAUUUUAGCCUCAGGUGGAAGCCAGCAGGCUGUAGCAUCAAGCUACAAGCUCGCCUCCAGCACGGUGUCGGGCAUUGUGUCCGAGGUCUGCAAGGCGCUGUGGACGGCGCUACAGCCUGAAUUCCUGCCGUGUCCGACAUCAAGCCAGUGGGAAGCCAUAGCGGCGGAUUAUUGGCGCUUGUGGAAUUUCCCAAACUGUGUAGGAAGCCUCGACGGAAAGCAUGUUAACAUCCGAGCACCGCCUCACAGCAAAGGCUCUCACUCCAUCGUUCUGAUGGCGACCUGCGACGCCAGAUAUCGCUUCACCAUGGUUGACGUUGGAGGAUAUGGAAGGGAGAGCGACGUCGGCAUUUUCCAACGCAGCCAAAUCGGAGAAAUGCUGCUCGACCACAAGCUGGAUCUGCCCCCGCCAGCACAUCUUCCCGGGACCAGCAUCCUGGCUCCUCACCUGAUAGUGGCUGACGCUGCCUUCCCACUACACACGAACAUCAUGUGUCCUUUUCCUGGGACAAAUUUGGAUACUGGCAAGCAGAUUUUCAAUGACCGCCUUUCCAGAGUCAGAGGCAUCAUCGAAAACACGUUUGGCAUCAUGGCUGCCCGCUGGAGGAUUCUGGGAAGGACACUAGAAGUCCUACCUGACAAGGCGGUACAUGUGGUGAAGGCGUGUGUAGUGCUGCACAACUACCUCACCUACACUGAUGGGGUGAACACUCCAGAGAGCCCCUAUGUUCCACCACAAUUCACAGACACAGACUGUGCUGGGACAGUACAGCCUGGUGAGUGGCGUAGAGAGGUAGCUGGCAACACAAACAUGGCCCCCAUCCCACUGGCACAGAUGACGAGGGGUCGGCCUACCGGAGCAGCACUGGCUCUACGCGAUGACCUGGUGACAUUUUUCCAGACGGCACAAGGAUUGUGUCCCGUGGCAGACUUGGACAGACGUGAAGCCGUGCUCACACCUUUAUAACUACACAUUGUAUGAAUGUUAUUGAUAUGGUCAUAUUGUUACGUGCACUGACAAACUUUUGCAAAAACCUUAUUUGUGGCAUUGUAA
Myripristis murdjan (pinecone soldierfish) is the source of this 1393-nucleotide messenger RNA. RefSeq names its product putative nuclease HARBI1. The transcript has 2 exons. The record is from RefSeq and is a predicted model, not a curated record. Bases 8 to 1306 code for a protein of 432 amino acids. NCBI's taxonomy places the organism in Eukaryota, Metazoa, Chordata, Actinopteri, Holocentriformes, Holocentridae.